Messenger RNA from Vitis vinifera (wine grape), 2987 nucleotides. RefSeq lists its product as uncharacterized. Bases 145 to 2706 code for a protein of 853 amino acids. The record is from RefSeq and is a predicted model, not a curated record. NCBI's taxonomy places the organism in Eukaryota, Viridiplantae, Streptophyta, Magnoliopsida, Vitales, Vitaceae. The transcript is spliced from 12 exons.
CGACAGUUGAGGCUUGCGUCCCAGAUCUCCAUUUACACCAAACUCAUUCAAUCAUUUCUUCCUCCAGACGCUGCGUUUCGAUCGGAUAUCUGGACUCUGAGAUCAAGCUGUGGAACUAUUGCAGACAUUACUUUUGGUGUGAAAAUGAAUUUUUUGAUGCGACCUUCCCAUACUGCACAUGUAGACAAGCGACCUGUUCAUGAAAUUUCGAAGGGUGCACAACAUGUGACAGAACCUGCAUCAACUUUGGAGGGUCUUAUUGCUGAAGAAUCAUUUUCAAAUAAUUAUAUGGAUGAGGUUAAAGAUGAAGUUGGAGGUGAAAAUGGCAGUUUUGCCGGUCUAAGUUCAAAAAGAGACUCUCCUGUCCAGGACAACAUCUCAGAUGUUACUGAAGAAGAAGGAUGGAUAUCUAUUCCAUACAAGGGGCUUCCUGAUAAUUGGAGAGAUGCACCAGACAUAUGUUCCUUUCGCUCUCUAGAUCGCCCCUUUGUUUUUCCUGGUGAACAAGUUCAUAUACUGGCAUGCCUGUCAUCCUCUAAGCAGGAGACAGAAAUUAUAACUCCAUUUAAGGUUGCUGCCAUGAUGAGUAAAAAUGGAAUAGGGCAAAGCACAAAGAACCAUAGUGGAGAGAUUGGAGAUGCAAGCAAUUCGAUAUUAGGAAAACUGGAAGUGAAUCCUGUUGGUGAAGCUACUUAUCGGAAUGGUGAAAACCUGUUAAAAGAGAAGCUUGAUUCUCAAAAGGAUAUUUCUGCUAGUGAAUCUCUUCUUAGAAUGGAAGAUCACAAAAGACAAACUGAAAUACUCUUGCAAAAAUUUAAGUCGUCUCAUUUUUUUGUUCGGAUUGCUGAGUCAGGUGAGCCUCUCUGGUCAAAGAAAGGUGCUUCAGAAACAUCUCUACAAUUUUCUGGAGUGGCUGCUCCGAAGUCUACUGUGACAAAAACCAGAAAGACUGCAAAAGGCAUGACUCCUCUCUCAGCUGUUAUUGAUAGAGGAAAUUUUAAUGCCAGUGUCUCUGGUGGAGUGGCAAGAAAUAUUGUUGAUUGUUGCUCUCUUUCUAAUGGAGAUGUAGUGGUACUUUUACAAGUGAAUGUUGCUGUUGAUUUUUUGAAAGAUCCUGUCCUUGAGAUUCUUCAAUUUGAGAAAUUUAAUAAUAGAAAAUUUUCUUCUGAGAACCAAGACAGCUUAGUCCAUGCAAACCAGGAUCCAUGUGGAGACCUAUUAAAAUGGUUGCUUCCUUUGGAUAAUACUCUUCCCCCUCCCACCUGUGCAUUAUCUCCUCCUUUGAGUUCCGGUUCUGGCAUUGGUAACACAUCUCAAAGAUCCACUCCUGCAUCAUCUGGCUCUCAACUCUUCUCUUUUGGCCACUUUAGAAGUUACUCCAUGUCAGCACUUCCUCAAAAUACUACAUCAGCACCUCCACCCAUUGCAAAUCCAAGCACUAAACCAAACUUUGAACUUGAGGAUUGGGAUCGGUUCUCACCUCAGAAGUUUGUGAAGAGCGAAAAAACUGGAAGUGAAGAGCUUCUUUCUUUUCGAGGUGUAUCACUGGAGCCAGAAAGGUUUUCUGUUUGUUGUGGGUUGGAAGGCAUCUAUAUACCGGGAAGAAGGUGGAGGAGGAAACUUGAAAUUAUUCAACCUGUAGAGAUCCAUUCUUUUGCUGCAGACUGCAACACAGAUGACCUUCUAUGUGUUCAGAUAAAGAAUGUUUCUCCAGCACAUAUUCCUGAUAUUGUGGUAUACUUAGAUGCCAUAACAGUUGUUUUUGAGGAGGCUUCAGUAGGUGGAUCACCUCGUUCAUUACCGAUGGCAUGUAUAGAAGCUGGAAAUGACCACUGUUUGCCAAAUCUAGCCCUCAGGAGAGGUGAAGAACACUCUUUUAUUCUCAAACCAGCAACUUCAACAUGGAAGCUUCUUAUGGCUCCGGGCCAGAGUUCUCAAUCAGCACAUUUACCUGCUGGAAAUGCAGCCAUUGAAGGGAAAAGGAGCACACUAACUUCUGAUCAGUAUGCCGUUUUGGUCUCAUGUCGGUGCAACUACACUGAAUCGAGAUUAUUUUUCAAGCAGCCAACAAGCUGGCGACCACGCAUCUCAAGGGAUCUUAUGAUUUCUGUUGCAUCUGAAAUGUCAAGACAACCUCUUGGAUCCAAUGGAAGAGUCUCUGAAUUUCCUGUUCAGGUGUUAACACUUCAGGCUUCAAAUUUAACACCCGAGGAUCUAACCUUAACAGUUCUUGCUCCAGCAUCAUUUACUUCACCUCCUUCAUUGAUGACCUUGAAUUCUGCACCAUCUUCUCCAAUGAGCCCAUGUCUUGGGUUUUCUGAGUUUUGUGGAAAAAUAGGUGGUGAGAGACAAGCUACUGCACUGCCAAGGCUGAGUUCGGCACCUGUGCCAUUGGAGAAUCAGAAAGCGAAUGGUGAUACUGGAGCUCUUUCUGUUUCUUCUAAUGAGAAAGCUGUUCCUAUAUCCGAUGUCAUUCCAAAUACUGGUUUGGGUUGUACGCAUCUAUGGCUGCAGAGUAGAGUUCCAUUAGGAUCUGUUCCUUCUCAAUCUACUGCUACCAUCAAACUCGAGCUGCUUCCAUUAACGGAUGGCAUAAUCACACUUGAUACUUUGCAGAUUGAUGUUAAGGAGAAAGGUCAUACUUAUAUCCCUGAGCACUCUCUGAAGAUCAAUGCAACUUCCAGCAUUUCGACUGGGAUUGUUUAGAAUGGAUUGGUUCCAAUUCAUGUUUCUUACCAAACUUUCUCUUCAAAUUGGGAAACAUUCCAACCGUUGACUCAUCCUGUUGCAAGCACCGGCUGUUCCAUCGCUCCGUUCAGGUGAGUAGCACCACCAAGGUAUUUGUUCUUUCUUCAAUGGUGUGGGAAUUUUCAUGUCAUUUUGUUUAUAAAAUACAGUCUUAGGUUUCAUACUGUAAACCAAUAUUUGAAAAUAUCAUUUGUUAUAGAACCUUCAAUGGAAUGAAUGAAAAUUUAUACUUAUCUCUA